UUACUUGUAGAAUAUAAAGUUACUUUAUUUUGUUGCUUUAUGUAAACUGGUUUAGUUGGUUGACUAAAAUACUUAUGCUAACACUCACCAGUGGGGACCAAUUACCAUUGAUGAUUAUUAGCAUACUAUUAUGUUGUCAAUAACAAACAUUUUUAAUGUUAUUAAAUGUCUUACAAUUUGUUUUUGGCUUGAAAAGCCUGAAGGUGGACUAGCUGCUCUAAAUGCCCCUAGGUGUGAGUAAGUGAUUUAAUGAGUGAGUAAAUGGUUAAGUGAACAAACUAUAUAGACAAAAGUGUUGGGACACCCCUUCUAUUCUUUUAAUUAUUUAUGCUUCCAACUUUGUAGUAACAAUAUAGGGAAAUCCAUUUUCCAUUCCCAGGAUGACUGUUGUGUGUCCCUGUGCACAAAACAAGGUAUAUAAAGACAUGAUUAAAAGCUUGGUUUAAAGAAACUUCAGUUCUGCACAGAGACCUGAUCUCAUUGAGGCUUUUAGUACUCAGCCAUAAAAUGCUUUUUUGAUCGAAUGGGCCCAAAUUUCCACAAACAAACUUCAAAGUCUUGUGAGAAGCCUUCUCAGAAAAGUGUUGUUAUAGAUUAAAAGAUCAUGUAGAGGUCACUCUUUUGUAAUAUCGUGAUAAAGUGUCCAUAAACUUUUAGCCAUACAGUGAUGCCCUGUCUAGGGUGUAUUACUGACUUGUGUUUAAUCUUUCUGGGUUUACUCUGGACUAGGGUUGCCAACCGUCCCGUAAAAUACGGAAUCGUUCCUUAUUUGGUAACUAAACAUAUUGAACUGAUACCGGACGCGCUUUGUUUUUUUUGUUUUUUUAUCAAUGGGAGAGAAAUGCUGAAGAUUAAACUGAGACAGGGCGUGGGAAUUAGAAAGCGUUUGGUUAUUAUUUUUAGUAGUUUUCACUUUUAGUCAUAGUAACGCCGUAUGUGCGCAGGCAUAUCAGCAUAACAACCUGUUUAUUAUUCCACUGUUUGAGUAGUGCAGUGGGCAGAGCGCAUAGCGCAUAUUUUUCCGCCGCAGGUUCGAAUCCAGCUUAAGGCGAAACUAAAGUAACACAAGCAGGUCUGGCGCUAUGGGGCCGCUUGGGUGGGCAUUGCCUCACUGCCCCCCUAAGCAACGCAGUCCAAAACUGGGGCGGCAUGUCAGUGUGAAGAUGGAUUAUGUAAAAAUGUUGUUUGCACUAUUGAGAAAAAAUGUUACAUGAUUUUCUUUAUGCAUGUCGUUUUGCCUAAAAUAUGGUUCUGAUUUAUUAUUAUAAAUAAUGAAAAUAAUAAAUUUUUAAAUUUUUGUAAAUGAAACAUUUUGAUAAUGUUCCUAUGACGUAUUUUUUAUACGUGCAACCCUAACCGCCCAGGACCUUCUUGCUGUGAGGCGACAGUGCUACCCACUUAGCCACCGUCCGUGCCACCCAGCCUAGGGUGUUCCUUAUUUCCAGUUCUGAAAGUUGGCAACCCUACUCUGGACCCAUCACAAGCCUUAAAAUAAUGAAACAUGCACAUGGGAAUGCUGUAAUUAGGAAAACAUAUGAAUGCCACGUAUGAAGUAUUAGCCUCAUACAUUACAUUGUUAGCUCAACAAUUAAGAUAAUGGAGUAGUAAUUAUUAGGUUGCUUGUUCAUGCCUCACUGCAACUGUGUUGACAUCUUUGGCAGCUUGAGCAAUUAUGCUAAGCUAAGCUAAAAGCUAAAAAAUGAUUGUUGUCAAUAAUGACAACAAGACAGCUUUAUGUUGGUUUUGAUAGUUUGACAGUAUAAUUUGAUCUGAUUUCUGUUAUGUUGUGUGUUGUCGUUUUAACCGGAACGUUUGCUGUGAGACCUCGGGAGUAGCACGGAUUGUUGUUGAAGUUGUACCAGGUGCUGUCAGACGAGGGGCAUUCGUUUUGUAGAUGGCUCAGGAUGGCAAGGUCCUGGCUCUGGGAGUCCUGGCCGGGGCAGCAGGGAUCAGCUUGGCUGCUAUAUGGUACCAGAGACGAAACUCCGUCGUAGGGGCUGCAGAGAGGGGGAACUAUCGCCUCUUCACCAGCAGCAAUGCGAGCCAGCUAGGAGGCAGUGUGACUUUGCAAGCAGGCCAGGCCGAGGUGCUGGACCGGCUUGGCGCUCUCAUUCAGUGUGUGUCUGAGCUGAAACAGGAAGUCAGGGCAUUAAAGGAUGCUCUCCCUGACCUGUCGGCCCACGUCAGAGAUGAGCUGAGGGGUCGUAGUCACAAAGCCAGCACACUUAACAGAGCCACGCCAUCUAGAAGGAAGAGAGCCAGUGGUGCAGCCAGAGCCGAGGGGCAGAGCUCAGAGGAGGCAGAAAGUGAAGGAGGGUAUAUCACAGCACUGACCGACUCUGAGGACGAGGGUGACAGUGAUGAAGGUCGCAAAGUUGAAGAACCGGUGGAUGAACUUGCUGUCCUGUUAAAGAGAGCUGAUGAGCUACAUAAACAUAAUGGAGCUGAGAAGAAGGAGGGUCUCACUGCUUUGCUGGAGAAAAAGGAGGAGUUUGAUCAGAACUGUCAGUACCUGUGGCGGCUAAGCAGAGCCUACGCUGAUGCUCACGAUGUAGCUGAAGACGUGCAAGAAAAGAAGAAAUGUGCUGAAAAUGGAAAGCAAGUUGGAGAACAAGCUGUUUUAUUGUAUCCCACGUGUGCUGAAAGUCAUCAGUGGUAUGCUAUUCAGUGUGGACUUUUGUCAGAGUAUGAAUCUAUCCAGAAUAAGAUAAAGAACGGCUACCUUUUCAAGGAUCAUCUUGAUAAAGCUAUCGAGCUGAGGCCUCAGGAUCCGCUGUGUUAUUAUUUGCUGGGCCGCUGGUGCUACGCUGUGGCACAGUGUACUUGGAUUGAAAGGAAAAUUGCUGCAACACUAUUUGGAGAACCUCCAAGCGCAACCAUUCAGGAUGCCUUACAGAACUUUCUGAAGGCAGAAGAGAUUUGUCCCAGGUAUUCCAAGUUCAACUAUGUGUUUUUAGCUAAGUGUUACAAAGAACUUGGACAAAGAAGCCAAUCGAAGAUGAUGUGUGAUUCUGCAGCUGCUAUGAGUACAGUAACUAAAGAGGAUGAGGAAGCACAGAAAGAGCUGGACUCUCUUGUCUCUUCUCUUUAGUUUGUUUGCACAAAGGAAGAAUCCACAGGUUAGGUGAUGGUGUGGACUCAAGUUGUGAACAUAUGACUGUUAUUUUGAUGUUUUUCUCAUCUUUUACUGACUGCAGAUAAUUUCUGGACAUUAAGGACAACUACAGUUUGAUCUGAAAUGUUAUAAUACUGUGACGUACAUUUACUAUACACUUUAGUAUGCAAUAUGUUACAGGGUGUCCCUAAAGUCUGGACACAUAGGCAAAGUUUCAGUACAUUUUUCAACAACAUUUUAUUUCAUUUUAAAUGUGUCCAGACUUUAGGGACACUGUAUUUGAACAAUAAUUUACUUCUCAGAUGUCUUACAUUAUAACACAUUACAGUGAUCACAAAAACUGCCUUUUGUUUUAUAUAUAUAUGUACUGCAGAGAGGUUCAGUGCUGUGUUUGCUGUAACCUCUGCAGUAGUUAGAAGUGUAACAUUAAUACUGUAACAGCGGUACCAGAAGUCCUUAAAUUGAAGAAAACAUGCUGUUAACUGAUAAAAUAUGAUUGAAGUUUUAUAACACAGGUUAUGUGCACACUCACAUUCACUAAGUACAUUCACUUAAGGUAAAAACAGAAACAGGUCAGCAGUGUGGCCUGCUAAUAGAGUGGGUGCUCCUCUGCAAAAUGGGUCCAAGGACUUGGGUUCGAUCCUUGUCUCUGAUCACUGUUUGAAGAUUUUUAGCACAUUCUUCCUAUAUCCAUGUGGGGUUCCACUGGUAGCUCUGAUCUUUUCCCACCCCAAAACAUGCAGAACAUGCAGUAAAUCUGUAAAUAUGGGAUUAAAUGUGUGGAUGUGUGUUGCCCUGCAUUGAAUUGGCUCACAGUCUACAGAGUGUUUAGAGUAACCCUGACCAGGAUAAAGCAGUUAGUAAACAUGAAUGAAUUAAAAAACGGGUUGGAUCAUUCAGAGAAGGAAUAAAAUCUUAGGAUUCUGUACCUAAUAAUUCUUUGGAUGGCUCAUAGUGGCUAACCUGACACUUCACUCUGUAAUGACUUUGUUUCAUGAAGCUAAGGUGUAUAUUUAUGUUUUUCCUUGAUUGUAUUAUUGUAAACUAAUACCAAUGUUAGUGUAAAGAAAAGUAUCUGAUAGCAGGCGGGAAAUGAGAGACUUUGUUACUAGCAGAAAUUUACCACCACAGAAUUUUUCUGACCCACACCCCGAUUGAGAGCGAACUGACACACGUGUGCAGUACCGGCUGCGUCUUUUCACCUGCACGAGGCGAGUUCAUAUGCGAAUCAGCUUUUGUGUACAGAGAGCCACACCCUGAUCGCAUUAUCCCUCAACUCUGCGCAGGCACCAUCAAUCAGCCAGCAGAGGUCGUAAUUGCAUCAGUUAUGAGGUCCUUUCCGGCUUUUCCCUCCCUGUAUGAACAACAAGCCAAUUACUGUUUAUGUAACCGCCCAGCCGGAUGGCAGAGCUGAGAUUCGAUACGAUGUAUUCGAAAUUCCAGCUCUGUUGUGUUAGUGUGUUUUACCGAAAAAAUUUAAAUUGACUCCACAGCUUUGGCUGAGUUCUUCAUGUCUGCUUUAUUAUUUGCAAAACUAUGCAGACCGAACUGAUUUGGCGUUUUACUACACACUUUAAUGUUAGCAAUCUGGUACUAAAUUUUAAUUAAAGGACAAAAAUAAUUAAAGAAAAUGCUCAAAUACUUAAAUUAUAACUUUGGUACAGAUAUUAAUGUUUAUAUAUUAUUAUUUUGAUGUCUAAUGUACAGUAUUUUUCUCUUCAUGUCACUGAGCACCAAUCACCUUUCACCUUUCUUUAGCGCAAGUCAAAAUCUGCUGAUCUUACAGUUCUCACUGUUCUUUCUUCUUUUUCCCGAUUGUUCGCUUUCUGUUAGUUUUAGAUGACCACAUCCUGUCUUUGGGCUUGACUCUUGGAACAGUAUCAUAUUUAUAUAGCCAUGAAAAGCUAUUUCAGUUUUCCCACUUGUACUCAUAUCAGUAGCAUUGUUUAAGCAAACUGAUUACUGAGCCAAAAUGUGCUGGUGUUUCCUGUUGCUUUUGUAAAAGGUAGGAUAGAGAUGAUUGUGUUUAAACUCAAUACUGUUAUACUCACUGAUUGUAAACGAUCGACAAAAUUAGUACUUGUGUCAAUGUAUUUUAAUCUGUGUGUCAUAUCACAACAUGUAUAUGGCUUCAGUUCAAUGUUAUACCAGUGUUAUGGUUAACAUGUUCUCAUUAUACAUACAAACUUCCAAUCUAGUUAUAUCCAUUUAACACACUGCAUUAUGCUUCCUCUCUACCGAUGCUCAUCUCUGCUUGUGAUCGAGGAGAGUGAGACUAACACACGCCCCCUCAGACACAUGUGCAGUAGCUGACUGCAUCUUUUCACCUGCACAGGGCGAGUUUGUAUGCACAUCAGCUUUGUGUACGGAGAGCCACACCCUGAUCAGUGCAUUGAGAUCAAUGGACAGUGAGAUUCCUUGACUCAGACAAUCAGCCAGCAGAGGUUGUAAUUGCAUGAGUUAUGAGUUAUGAGGUCCCGGCUCCGGCUCCCACCCUGUAUGAACAACAGCCAAUCGUUGUUCAUGUAGUUGCCCAGCCUGCCGUAUCGACGAGUUCGAAGUGUCAGCUCUGGUGCGCUAGGGUGUUUUACCGCUACGCCACCUGAGCGGCCAGGUUUUAUUUUUUAUAUAAAGUAGGUAAAAGUUGAUGGAAACCCUUUGUAUUAGGUGGGUAUAGAUAUUUAGCCAGACCUAGUGCUGAAACAUAUAAAAAUAAACUGUCAUCUGGUGCAACACCUA
Molecule: messenger RNA, 5854 nt
Organism: Trichomycterus rosablanca
Lineage: Eukaryota; Metazoa; Chordata; Actinopteri; Siluriformes; Trichomycteridae
Product: regulator of microtubule dynamics protein 2
Exons: 11
Coding region: 1895-3091 (398 amino acids)
Cellular component (GO): mitotic spindle pole; spindle microtubule; cytoplasm
Molecular function (GO): microtubule binding
Source: RefSeq, a predicted model, not a curated record